This is a messenger RNA of Nanorana parkeri, 5925 nucleotides long. It is a transcript of the gene NHSL1, whose product is annotated as NHS like 1. The coding region runs from base 64 to 4953 and encodes 1629 amino acids. NCBI's taxonomy places the organism in Eukaryota, Metazoa, Chordata, Amphibia, Anura, Dicroglossidae. The transcript is spliced from 9 exons. The record is from RefSeq and is a predicted model, not a curated record. Gene Ontology annotation, biological process: cell differentiation.
CAGCUGUGUGGAUGUAGAUAGAGUGUCUUCACUAGGAUACAACUUGAAACCUGCUGCUUGGCCAUGCCUUUUCAUCUGAGGACAGUGCAGCCUACCCAGGUGUGUAGGUUGGGUGGCACUGAUGGGCAAACAGAUGGAUCAGCCUUGGUGUUAGCCUCCCUGGAAGAAGUCAGUGUCCAUUCCAUGCUGCGCAUCAUCCAGCAGCUGUCUGAUCUGUCUAGACAUGCGGAGGACAUCUUUAGCAGCAUCCAUGGGCAGGCGGUUACCCUAGGAGAACGCAGUGCCCGCCUACAGCGCCGUCUGGCAUCCCUCCAUCACCUUGUAUCCCACCUGGACCACAGGAAGGUGCCAGUCCCGGUUUCCAAUCUAGAUGAAGAAAGUAAGUGGACAGUCCAUUACAGGGCAUCUUGGCACCAACAAGAAAAUGUCUUCCUUCCCUCAUCGAGACCACCAUGUGUAGAAGAUCUGCACAGGCAAGCCAAAGUGAACCUGAAAACUGUGCUGCGAGAAUGUGACAAGCUCCGAAGGGAUGGCUAUCGUAGCUCCCAGUACUAUUCCCAAGGACCAACAUUCUCCUCCUCUCCAAACAUGGUUUGCACAAGCUAUCCAGAAGAUGAUGAAGAAUACAGUCGGAAGUUUUCAGUUUCUUCAAGUGAAGAGGAAAGGCUCCUGACUGGGAAGAGACCUAAAACCCCAGUUCCUUAUGAGUUCUCAGACACACACACCAACUGGACCAAGUCACUCCCAUUACCCACUCCAGAAGAGAAAAUGCGCCAAGAGGCACAAGCAAUACAGACUGAUAUGGUGCCCAUAAAUGUUACUGGGGAGAAUUUCGACCGCCAGGCCAGCUUCAGGCGGUCUCUUAUUCACACUGACACUGUGGUAAGACGUCCGAAGAAGGUCAAAAGGAGAAAGACUAUAACUGGCGUCCCAGACAACAUACAAAAGGAGCUAGCAGGUGCUGGGCAAAUAGGUUUCAGAGGACAUUCAAUGCACAUACCGGAAAGCUAUAAUGCACUGGACAAUCUCGAGCCAUGCCUUUCACCUUCACUGCGGUCUGAAACCAGGGACUUCAGCUGCCAGACUGAAGAGGUAAAGAUAGUACCUCCUUCUGUUCGAAGAAUUCGAGCCCAGAAAGGACAAGGCAUAGCAGCUCUAAUGUCUGGCUCUUCUGGAAACAUGUCCACUCUGAGCGACCCUGCUGGAUGUUCUCUAAGACCCAAUGGCGAUCUGAAUUUCCGCAGUUUACCAAGGACAGGGGCUCGGGUCUGCCUGCAGUCCCUUGAGCAAAGGACAGAAAGCUCCAACAGGAUAGAAGACUCUUUUAUUACAUUGCCACGCCAGCUAAGCAAGUUGAAGGUGGAUGAAAGUGUUGUUCACCUAAGAAAUAACCACAGACCUGGAACACUCCCGAGGCCAAAAUCUCAAGAAGUUCGGGGAUCAGAAAGAGACACCUUUUCAAACCCAGCAUGUGUGGUGUCUCCCCAUGCAGCUUACUCCACAAGUGUCAUCCCUAAUGCCAUGUUGUCCUCUUCUUCGGAGGUGAUUGCCAUUAACACUUCUCAGAGCAGUGGGCAAUUGGACAGUAAACCAUCAUCUCAUAGCUCAUCUUCCAAUAGUAAAAGUGUGUGUAGAGAGCUCAGUAUCAGCAGUAAGGGUGAUCACCGCUUCUGUAGUACUAACUGGAGUGAAAACAGUUCAUUGAGGCAUUCUCAGGCCUCAGAUGCAAUAUCCCCUGGUGCCACAAUGAUCAUUAACUUAGGUGAUCAUAUAAAGCUUCCCAACAAUACAAACAGCAUGAACAAUGGCCCACAAACAAUACCAUACAAAAGAAAUGCAGCCUUUCAUAGCCUCCCACAUGACAGUGAUACACACAGUGAAUCAAGCUACUCAGAUGGUCGACAAAGAAACGGAAGUAUAACCAGCAGCAUUAACAGUACAGACCAGUGGCCAUGUGAAACUAGGGAAAAUGACAGUAAUGUUCCUUUAAGGAAACCAUCAUCCGCUGUCUCUGGCUCCCCUGUUAGUAAUAUGAGCACUUGUAGUUCAGACAGGAAAGCUGACACAAGUUCACUCUAUUCUUUAGACCAUGAUGGCUACUACACUUCAAUGCACAUAGAUUCUGGAGUUGGGUCAGGUAACCAGAGACAGCACAAUGGCAUUCAGAAUCCCCGUCACAGCGUCUUCAAUAUCUUUGAUAAGAAAGACACACUGAACCAGGAUGAUACAUCAAGUUAUAGUGACAAAUCUCUUACACGCAGCAUAUCUCUGAAAAAGCCCAAAAAACCACCUCCCCCUCCUUCUAGGACAGACUCUCUCAGACGUCCACCUAAGAAAGACCUCCAAUCUAAUGGCCAGGUGCUUAAUGAAAAGCUUAUUGCCACUCUUCAGCAGUCAUUACAGUUAAACUUGAAGAGUAAAAGUGGCAGCUCACCAUCACAGAGUCCAUGCAGUGACUAUGAGGAUCCUUGGGUGCUGCGCUCUCGCAGUCAGAGCACAGUAAGUGCAAGUAGUAGCGGACUGUCUGCCACAGCUGCCAACAUGUACUCUAUUUGUCCUAUUACUCCCUCUCAUAGUGAGACAAGCAGCAUAAAAUCUGAAUACGCUGAUCAAUGGAGUUAUUACAUUGAUGAGCAACCAAAAUCUACAUUGCACUCCCCUAAGAAAUCAGAACAUUCUUCUGAACAACAAAUGCAUAGUGGCCUAUCCAAACCAAUUAACUCCUCUCCUGAAAAGCCUUGCAGAGUCACGUCACCUUCUAGUGGGUAUUCAAGCCAAUCAAACACCCCAACGAACCUAACACCUGUCCCACUGCUCAUGAGAAGUAUGUCUCCAGGAACUGGAAAAAAUAAAGUAAAGCCCAAAGUGCCUGAAAGAAGAUCUUCUCUAAUAUCAUCAGUCUCUAUUUCUUCAUCAUCAACUUCUCUUUCAUCAAACACAUCAGACUCUGCACAGCAGGCUAUCAAAAAAACUACAAUGGUCUUGCCAUCCUCUCCAACGCCCUCCCUUACACCAGACCCACCCCCUCCACCUAUGAUAAAUGUGGUUGACAAUGGUACUUUGCCACCAUCUCCAAAUUUACCACCUCCACCUCCAGAGGCAGCAGUGUUUCUAUCACCCGGGGACAAUCUUUGGCUAUCACAUUCAGAAAACAUUGAUAAAUGUACACAAAAGCCCUAUCCCCCACAAGCUCCUCCCCCUCCUCCUCUUCCCACUUUGCACUUCAAGACAGGGAAUGCUAGGUUUGUUAAUCCACUAAAUAUCCCCCCUAAUAAACAAGAAUUAGUAAGUCCAAUUGCUCCUCUUAUUACUGCUCAGGCACUGCAAAUGGUGCAGUUAAAGUCUAUUAAAAAAGCAUCACAACCAGAAGCUGAAAAUAUAGCUGAGCAGGUGCCACAGCCAGAACUUCAGUAUGUAACGUCACCCAUAUUUUCACGGCCAUCUUCAGUGCCAUCUGUCUCCUCAGAUCUCAGUUACAGUAAAAGCAUUAGAGAAAAUAAAAAUGUGAACUUGCAUGUUGAGCAGCUACAAUACUCAGAUUCUUCGAACAAGUCAGCUAGAUUUACUACUGUUGAAAAUACAAACGACGGAGGCAGAGAAGAAGAAUAUCGGGAUUCAGCACUCAAUGGAGACAAAUCUAUGUUGUCCGAAAUGUCAUCGCCACAAAAGAAAGCAAGUACUUCCAAAAGUCCGCCAAAUGCAUCUCCAAACAAGAAGCCUCCUCCUGUUUCAAAGAAGCCCAAAUUGUUCCUUAUCGUUCCACCUCCGCAGCUUGAUUUGGCAGCAGAAAAAAUAGCUCAAGUCAAUGAAAAUGUGAGAAGCAUGCCAAAAGCCUCUGAGAAGGAUUCUGUAAGCGAACAUUGUGAGGAGGUAAAUGGUCGUACAGCAGGAGAAAACAGUUUAGAAGAGGCUGCAAGUUUGAACUGCCAAGCAGGAGAAGAGACCGUGUCAUCUUGCAAAGUUGCAGAGGACAUCACAGUUUUUACUUUGUCUCCUGCUCUGGAGAGCCCAAAUCACCAGGAAGAGGAGGAGCAGCCUACAAUGUCUGAUGAGGCCAGCGUCCCAGAUGGCAAGAAUGGGAGCACAAACUGUGACCAAAAUAUAUUCCAGGAAGAUGACACUGCUGAUGUUUUUGAAACAAAAACUGCAAGUUCACCCCGUAUACGGACCAAUGACAGAUUUGAUGGCAGGGAUGAAAUGUUAACUCCAACCAGACCUAGGACUACUGAGGAUCUGUUUGCAGUCAUUCAUAGAUCCAAAAGGAAGGUUCUUGGUCGUAAGGAUUCUGAUGAUGAUCGUGGUAGAAAUCACUCACCUUCACCACCAGUCACACCAACCGGAGGAGUCCCAAAUGUGAGCUCCUUUAAGCAGCCUGGAGCAAUCCAAAGGAGUAUCCGGAAGACUAAUACCAGCAAUGAUAAUUUCAAAGCUCUGUUACUGAAAAAAGGAAGCAGGUCGGAGUGUGGAUCUCGCAUGUCUGCUGCGGAAAUGCUGAAGCACACUGACCCAAGGUUUCAAAGAUCGCAAUCGGAUUCAUCAGUCGAGCAGCCAGACAGUCCAACGUUGAAUUCCCCCAGCAAGAAUAAAAGGGCACAGGAGGAAUGGGCAAAGAGUGAGGGAAUAAUGCCAAGAAGCAUGUCAGUUUCUGGGACUAGGUACAGCCGCUCCAGAACGCCACCGUCUGCAGCCAGCAGUAAAUACAAUGUCCGAAGCCGCCUUCAGAGCAGUCCCAUGACAGUGAUUUGUGAAUGGGAAGGAGAGAUGGCUGAUGCAGUAGAAAAUCGCUGUACAAAGGCUCCACUUAUGAGCACAAUGAGCUUGGACAGGUGUCAAAGAACUAACUUUGAGCUGAAUGACUCUGUUGGUGCUGACAGUUUCCAGCCCAGAGUUCACAUAGACUUGAUGAGUAGAUUUUCAGAUGUCAGCCCAAGCAAAGACAAUGAUUCUUCAUAAGAAAAUAGCUGGGGGGUGCUAAGGGGUGGUGUGUCAUGAAAUGUAUCAAGCACAUCCCUAGAAAGCAGAGAGAAUGCUAUGAUCGCAAAAGCAAUGUUGCACAUUGCCAUGCACUUGGUGUCUGUAUAGUAAAUGCUUUAACAUUGCAGCUUCUGUGAGUAGGCAUUUAGUGGGAUUGACUUAGUAUGCAGCACCUGCAAGACAGAGCGGUGAAACCAAAGUUGGGAAAGAGAUCUAGAACCCCAAUGCCUGCAUUGGAGCUUAUAAACACACCUCAAGGAAACAGCUGCCAAGAACAUGCAUCCAGGCAUGAGGUAAUGGGUUGGAUAUGCUAUUUAUAUUUAGGUUUAUAAAUCAUAGUGACAUCUACUAAACAGGGUAUAAUGGGUCAUAGAUGCACUGCUGGCAUGACUUCCUCUGGACAUAUUACACUGAGUACAAUUAGUGGGCUUGUCAAACUAACCCAAUCAAAUUGCUGGUUUGUGAUUUCUUUGGUACUGUUUUUCUUUUCCGGGUUUACUUUUCUUUUCUCUUAAUAUCGCAGUUGAGUCACCUCUCGAGUAUUUUCAGCUGCUGUGCAGCGGUACAAGCCUAGGGUUUACUUAUGUAGAAAAAAAUGCAGCAUUGAUUAUAUAAUCAGCCAUAUAAACAUAUUGCCACCUCAUAAAACUCAGAAAACAAAAUGAUUUUUUUUUUUUAAAUGCAAAUAUACAUUGCAGAAUGAUUGCUACAACAACAAAACUGGAAAUGUACAGGACCCCACAUGAUGCUGCAAUGACCUGCAGUGCACUCUGUUGCGUUGCUGGUCCAUGUAGUUACAAUCUGGGGUUUUUGUUAAUAAACACUAUGUUUUCCACUUGUUUCCUUACUCAGACUGUGUACUUGCACUACAGAGAUGUUUGCGUAACCAUAAACUUUAAUGCUUGACAUUCAUUUUAAUAUGCUAACAUAAAAGACAACUAAAUAAAACAA